Molecule: messenger RNA, 2332 nt
Organism: Triticum aestivum (bread wheat)
Lineage: Eukaryota; Viridiplantae; Streptophyta; Magnoliopsida; Poales; Poaceae
Exons: 6
Coding region: 238-2037 (599 amino acids)
Molecular function (GO): RNA binding
Source: RefSeq, a predicted model, not a curated record
UCGAUUACUUUCCCCUCCAAGGCUCCAACGGUCCACAUCUUCUGUUAAUCACCCGCGAUAACAGCGGGGAUCACCAAAAUCUCCUGCCUUCAGCCAAACUCCUCGCCCCAAUCGCGGCGCUAAAAGCCGUCGAGCGACCGCCGACGAGCCAUUUCGACGCGCUCAAUCGGCCGCCAACUUCACCGACGGUAAAAGCCACUGCCGCCAGGAUAUUUUGCUGCAUUCCGCCGCUCCUGGAUGGCUGGAUCGAUGGGGUUCCGGAUCCAUGUCGGGCGACGACGUCUCCAGAUACUGUGGCCUCGUUCGGGCUCCUCGGUGCCUCGGGGGUCCCCGUCCGGUAGAGCUCUUCCUGCCCAGAAUCCUGCGUGCGGAAGGACGGGGUCGGCGCGGGACGAUGUGGAGAUCAGCUCCGACGAGGAGGACUCUCGCCCCGCCCCCGUGGCAAGGAAAUUGCCUUGCGCUGAUGCUGUGUUGAAGAGGGGCGAGUCGGACGGCGCCGGUGUUGCCACAGAUGACGACGACUGCGUGGUUCUAGACGGCGACCCUGAUGGGGCGGUUGCCGCUGUGGAACAGAAGGGGGCUGCGGGGAACGAUGUCAACUCCGAUGAACUGCAGAUAGUUGCAGAGAAAGGCCAGGUAGCAUGCAGGGACUUCCCUCACUCGCGCCAUUUAUGUUCUAACUUGCCCUUCGGCACUACUUCUCAUGAGAAGCAUUGUACCAUGUGCUACUGUUUUGUGUGUGACGUCCGAGCUCCGUGCGAUUAUUGGGGUAAAGGUCUCUCGAUUGAUGAUCAUUGUCAUGCUACUGAUAAGGAAACUAAGUGGAAAACAUUGAGGCUUGCGUCCAAGUGCAAAGGGCUUCCAGCAUCUCAUCCAGAAAAGGAAAAUGCAGUGUACCCAGCAAUGGCGGCAGUCGGCUGCCCUUCUCUUGGCAAUCGGAGUCCUCUUCAGAAUGUUGUGAAUCAAAACCAGCAAAUACAUACUUCAAUUAGAACCGCACUGAAUGUAGCCCCAACUGUCAGUGCACCAAGAGCAUUCCCUGCGACAAGAGCUGAAGGUAGCACAGGCAGUGCUCACACUUCUCAAGUUACUUAUUCUGUAGCGCCAACUGUCAGUGUACCAAGGCCACACCCUGCGGCAAGAACUGGAAGAGGUUCAAACAACGCUCACACUUCUCAAGUUACUUAUCCUGUAGCUGCUCCAACUGUCAGUGCACCAAGGCCACAGCCCGUGGCAAAAACUGGAAGAGGUUUAAACAACGCUCACAAUGCACAAAUUACUCACCCUGUACAGCCAACUGUCAGUGCACCAAGAGCUUACCCUGCGGCAAUAGCUGAAAGAGGCAAUGCUCAAACCGCUCAACUUACUUACCAGGCCACUGCCAGCCACCACCUGCCGGAGCCAGAGCCGGACCAGUAUGAAGAGUACUGGGAGGACACACCAGAGGAAUAUGCGUCAGAGUGGUCCACAGUGUAUGUCGGGAACCUACCCUACCACACUGACGACGACUCUCUCGCACUGAAUUUCCAGCAUGCCGGAGUCGUUGUUUUCUCAGAGGUCAUUUACGAUGACAAAACGGGCCAGAGCCGUGGAUUUGGGUAUGUCACCAUAAGUACUGUUCAGGAGGCUGAGAAGGCUGUUAGAAUGUACCAUGGAUACGUGAGUAUUUUCUGUAGCUUCAUGGGGGCUUCUGUAGCUUCAUACGCGAUAUAUGGCAGUGUCAGACCUCUGACGGUAUAUAUCACAGCUCCCCGUCAAUCUGGGUCUCCGUUCGAAAUCUUCGUGUGCAAUCUGCCGUGGCAAGUGGACGACUCAUGGUUGGAGAAGCUGUUCAGCGCGCACGGCGAAGUGGUUGAUGCUAGAGUAGUCUACUAUGAGCGCAGAGGAGGGACCAGGCGUUCAAGGGGAUUUGGUUUUGUCACAAUGGCGACGGAGGAGCAAUCGUACUACGCGAUCAAUUCUCUCAACAAGCAGGUUCUGGAGGGACGUACCCUGCGGGUGAAGGUUUCGAGGGAGAGUCCACAACAAGGCUAUUGAAGAUAUAUGUGGCACGGCUGAUACUGCUCAAGGCCUCCUCCGAAAUGCAUGAAUUGAAAACCACAGUUUAGGGAAAGUACAGGAACUACAGUGACAUGCCUUGUGCAAUGAUGCAGGAAAGUGAACUGCGUGAACUUUUCCUAUUGUUCAUCUAGGAAGUUUUAUAAGAACUCCGCAGGUGAGGUGUUUGCACAGAGAAGUGCCCAAGAGAAAACUGCCAUGAGAUUGUUCUCCAAAACUUCCAUGAGAUUGAGAUCGCAGAUGUAAAAGAAAUUCAGAGGUUUCAAAUCGUUCA